Leguminivora glycinivorella is the source of this 2401-nucleotide messenger RNA. RefSeq names its product zinc finger protein 62-like. Lineage: Eukaryota; Metazoa; Arthropoda; Insecta; Lepidoptera; Tortricidae. The record is from RefSeq and is a predicted model, not a curated record. The transcript is spliced from 13 exons. Gene Ontology annotation, molecular function: RNA polymerase II transcription regulatory region sequence-specific DNA binding; DNA-binding transcription factor activity, RNA polymerase II-specific. Gene Ontology annotation, biological process: regulation of transcription by RNA polymerase II. The coding region runs from base 96 to 1766 and encodes 556 amino acids. Gene Ontology annotation, cellular component: nucleus.
UAGAGAUGUUUUGAUGAUAAUAAAACAUUUAUUUAUCAGUUUCAAUGUGAAAUGUAUUUCUUUAAAGUAACUAUUGUUCUCUGAAACAUAUUGCAAUGGAGCAUUCCGAUAUGGGAUCAGAUCAGUAUUGUUUUGGGUGUUUGUGUGCGAAGGCAGAAAAGUCAAUUCACUGCCUAAGUUUACGAAAUUCAGUUCUAAAAACAGUUAUACAGGCGGAAUGUCUUUUCCUGUGCUAUCUCUGUAGGAGAGCCUCCCAACAGGCCGACUUGUUCAUUCAAAAUGUCCAAAGUAACCAGAUUUUAUUGCAGAAUGUCCACAGUGUGGAAGACUCAACAAUAAACUCGGUCCGGUCACAGUCCCGAGCACCUCAUCAGUUAUCCACAAUAUCACUAGACAUUAUAGAGAUAGGGACAACCAAGUCAACUGAAGAGGAGUCCUGUUUUGUCUAUGAUCACCGGGGACCGAAAGUUAAACAGGAAAUGAAGAAGGAAGGAGCAGCAUUUGAUGAUUAUGAUGAUCAUACUGAUUACCAAGAGCCUUUUGUAAAAGAAGAAGAUGAUUUCCCUCUUAAAGAGUUAUUAAAAGAGGAAGUGAUGAUGAUGGAAGUGGAUCUCAAGAGCCUAAAGAAGAGCCUCAGAAAGGAGAAGUUUAAGAAAAGAAAAGUGAAGAAGGAUGUAGUAAUUAAAGAAGAAAUGGAAGAAACAGCAGAAUGCGAAAUAGAGACAGUGUACAUAACUCGAGAGCAGUGCUUCGAAGAGCGUGAGCUCAUGUCACGCGACCAGCGCUAUCUAACCGCUACGUACAAGUGCACUGAUUGUCUUAAAGGGUUCAACUUCAAGGAGAGUUUUCAUAACCAUUUGGAAAAGCAUAGCAAGAGUAAUGGAGAUUAUGAAUGCGACGUGUGCAAGCAAAGAAUGAGCACAGAAAAUAAACUGCUCUCUCACAAGAAGUACCACGAAAGGCGGUACCGGUGCUCCGUAUGCGGCCUAACUCGGGUCAGUCGACUGACGGUCAAAGACCACUACUCAGCUUUCCACUCUUCCAACCAUUAUAAGCAUUGUACACACUGCGGUAAAACAUUCAAACGGCAGGUGUCCUGGCGGAAACAUAUAGCGAGCGCGCACGGACGCACGCGAGUCACUUGUGCGUACUGCGAGAAGAGCUAUGCGAACAGAGAUGUGCUCAAGGCGCAUAUGAUUGUUCGACAUCCGACAGAAGUGUCAGCGGGCGAGGUGAGCAAACCGCACGUGUGCCAAGAAUGCGGGAUGGCGUUUAAGGCUCCCUCGCAGCUCAAGAUACAUAGCGUGAAACACUCUUUAUCCAGGGAUUAUUACUGCGUUGAGUGUGACAAGAGUUUCAAAUCGGCGUCGAUACUAAAACAUCACUUGAAAACGGCGUCAACCCACGUCAGCUACACUGAAUUACCUUUGGCGUGUGAACACUGCGACAAGCGGUUCGCGAUCCGGAGGGACUUAGAGCGACACGCCAACAGGAUCCAUCUCAACAUCAAACCCUUUCAGUGCGAUCGCUGCGAGAAGGUAACUGAAAUUGAACAAUGGUUGACGUGGUCUCUGAACGAGCACCGGCGGCUUGUCCACGAGGGUUUCAAGCGGCCGCUGAAGUACCCUUGCCCCAUGUGCGACAAGGUUUUCGACCGUAACCAGAUCCUGAAAGGCCACAUCCGAACACACACUGGAGAAAGACCUUACCAGUGCACCCGAUGUCCCGCGCAGUUCACACAGCCAGCAUACUGGGGACCCACGUGAGGCUCAUACACCUCAAACUGACCAGGGACGGCCGCCCUAAGGCUGUAGCUAGCAAAUAAGCUACAUCUACACUAGGAGACUACCCAUACAUGUUCACACAGACCAGCAUACUGGGGACCCACGUGAGGCUCAUACACCUCAAACUGACCAGGGACGGCCGCCCUAAGGCUGUAGCUAGCAAAUAGGCUACAUCUACACUAGGAAGGAAUAUACAUAAACACGCCUGUAUUUCAAAAAGGGGUUGGCAGAGCACAUGAAAUUGCUCAAGUUUAGCAAUUGCUAUGGGGUUGAAAUCGCAAUAUUGCAGUGACGUGUCGCCAUCGCCAUCAUCAAAGUGAACCCAUAUCCCGCAGUCGACUUCUACGACACUCAUGGGAAGAAAACUAACAUUUCGGAGCAUACAGUAUUUACGGAUAUUGCCUAGUCUAAUUAUUAAUUUAUUUAGGAAUCGAUCUGCAUUUGCAUUUAUAAUUACUUAAUGUUAUUAUUUAACGACUAAUAAGUGAACUGAUAUAAUAAGUUAGAUUUAGAAUAGAAUACGAAAUGCCAUAAUAUUGUUAAAUAAACACUGUUUUAAUUUAAUGUGUUUUUUUCAGCCAUCCCAAGUUACUAGUUGUUCGUAAACUUUAUAGUUA